GGCAUUUCGGCACGCCGCCGCAAGGGAUUGUGGGAGACGGCGAGCCGUUUGUUUGCUUUUGAGCCGAUCAGGUUAAGGUGUGAAAGUAAACGCUUGGUUUCGGCAUUUUUUGGGGAUAUUUGCGUUGUUGCUAAGGCGUUAUUAAGAUCGUAGUCAAGUGUUUAGUGAUGAUGAAGUUUGCUGAAUCGUCGCUAAUUAAAAUAAAUAGCUAGCGUUAGCCUGGCUGCUGUUGUCGCCGCGUGAGCCGAAAAACUCGAGUCUGUGUUUGUUUGUUUGUUUGUUUGUUUGUCUGAGAGAAGGAGAGAGAGAGAGAGGGAGAGAGGGAUGACUCUGGCGCCGAAGGAGCUGACCACACUCCUGGGCCUGCUCUCGGAGGAGGCCUGCGCCGGCAGCUCGUUUGAGAGCCUCGCGAGCGCCUUCCACCACUGCUUCGGUAAAGCCGAGCACUUCCGGGUGGGUUCCGUGCUCGUGCUCCUGCUGCAGCACGCAGACCUGCUUCCGGGUUCCGCUCAGCGCCUCGCCGCGCUCUACCUGCUGUGGGAGAUGUACCGCACCGAGCCGCUCGCCUCCAACCCCUUCUGCGCCGUGUUCGCGCACCUGCUCAGCCCCGGCAAGGACGAGCACGAGAGGCACCUCUCCGGUUUCCUUCCCCCAGUCACUCAGCCUGAGAAGUUUUUCCUCUCCCAGCUGAUGCUCGCUCCUCCUCGGGAGCUCUUUAAGAAAACGCCACGGCAGAUCUCCUGCAUGGACGUGAGCUCGGCGCCGCAGAGCGUCGACAUCAGCGGACUACAGCUCGCCCUCGCCGAGCGUCAGUCGGAGCUUCCCACCCAGAGCAAAGCCAGUUUCCCCAGCCUCCUCAGCGACCCCGACCCUGACUCCUCCCACUCAGGCUUUGACAGCUCUUUAGCCAAUCAGAUCACAGAAUCGCUGGUCACAGGGCCACGCCCACCUCUGGAGAGUCAUUUCCGUCCCGAGCUGAUCCGGCCGGCUCCUCCGUUAUUCCAGGCGAGUGAGGCUGAGCUGGCGUGGCUGAGUCCGGCUGAGCCGGAGCACCGUGUGCAGUGGGAUCGCUCCAUGUGCGUUCGUGCUGCCACCGGCCUCGAGACCAAACGCAUCAUGGCUAAAGCCUUCAAAAGCCCGCUCUCGGCACCUCAGCAAACUCAGCUGCUAGCUGAGCUGGAGAAAGACCCGAAGCUGGUGUACCACAUCGGCCUCACUCCUGCGAAACUGCCUGAUCUGGUGGAAAACAACCCGCUGGUGGCCAUCGAGAUGCUGCUGAAGCUCAUGUCCUCCAGCCAGAUUACAGAAUACUUCUCUGUCCUAGUCAACAUGGACAUGUCCUUACACUCCAUGGAGGUGGUCAACAGGUUGACGACGGCGGUGGAUCUUCCGCCCGAGUUCAUCCACCUGUACAUCUCCAACUGCAUCUCGACCUGCGAGCAAAUCAAGGACAAGUACAUGCAGAAUCGGUUAGUGCGUCUGGUGUGCGUUUUUCUUCAGUCGCUGAUCCGCAACAAGAUCAUCAAUGUGCAGGACCUGUUCAUCGAGGUGCAGGCGUUCUGCAUCGAGUUCAGCCGAAUCCGCGAGGCCGCCGGUCUCUUCCGCCUCCUCAAGACGCUGGAUAACGGAGAGACGCCGGCGGAGGGCAAAGCAGCCAAAUAGUCCUCUCUGAAAAUGCUGAUCUGGACUGACGUAGCCCUUGUGGCAGGUGAACUGGCAAUCAUCUCCGUCUCGGUUGAUCCUGGACCUUCAUUAUUGAGGCCUGAUGAGGCUGAAAUUUUUUUUUGUUUCCCCAAAGCCCUAAUCUCAGCCGUAUUUCCAGAAAGUAAGAUCCGAGAAAACAUUAAGCUAAAGCUGCUAACAAGGGUGCUAAAUUAGCCUCAGUGCUGUUUGUGACGUGUAUAGCUUAGCUCCCUACAAAAAUCACUUUGAAAGCAACCAAGAACUUACUCUCAGCCAAACCUGGACCUCGAUUUGACCUUCGUCUUGACUUUGUUUUAACCUGCCACUGACACUGAAAAGAAGGGAGCUAGAGAGAUGGAAGAUGAACAAACUGUAACCCAACACUUGUGUACUGUUUUUCUUCUCCUUCUUAUUCUUCCAAGUAUUUUCUUUUUUUUUUUUUUUUUUUUUUUUUUUUUAAAGAGAGAGUCUUUAGACCCUCUGUGUAAUAGGAAGGAAGUCGAUAGCCCUUUCUUUGAGAGGGAUAUUAUAUAAUUCAUGACCCUUGUACAAACUGCUUCAGCAAUGAACUACCAUGUUGUACCUAUAAUGUAUAAGAAAAAAGGGAGAAAAUAAUAAAAAAAAAGCAAAAUA
This is a messenger RNA of Pangasianodon hypophthalmus (striped catfish), 2316 nucleotides long. It is a transcript of the gene cnot11, whose product is annotated as CCR4-NOT transcription complex, subunit 11. Lineage: Eukaryota; Metazoa; Chordata; Actinopteri; Siluriformes; Pangasiidae. Bases 325 to 1662 code for a protein of 445 amino acids. Gene Ontology annotation, biological process: negative regulation of translation; mRNA catabolic process. Gene Ontology annotation, cellular component: CCR4-NOT complex. The record is from RefSeq and is a predicted model, not a curated record. The transcript has 7 exons.